AACCGUACAUGACAUUCAUAUAAGGUCUUCUCUCUCUCCACUGCUUGCCACGUGGCCAUUUUCGAAAUGUGUUGUCAUCUAUAAAACCAAAGGAAACUGUUUCAUGAGUUAGCUAUUUUUGGUUUCUUCCUAUUCAUUUUCUCUGCUGAUUGCUUACCUUCCCCCGAUUUGAACUUCUUUCUCUCUGGAUUCAGCCUCAAAGCUUUGCAGCUUCAUCUGGAGAAGCUAUUGCAAGAGUUUCAGUUCAGUCCUUUAACUUUCAUUUCGAAAUGGAUGAAGGUUCUGGGAAAGUGAAGGUUGGAGAAACAGAAAUUUCCUCCAUGCAAAAUAAUGGGCAACCAAAAUACCAUUUGAAGAGAUUCUCACCACAAGAGAAUCCCAAAGAAACUACCCAGUUGAACACUCAAGAAAUUCAACAAGAAAAGCUAGACAUCAAUCUUGGACUCUCUUUGGGUGGAAUUUACAGUGAAAACUUGAGAGGAAAACCUCUAACUAGAUCAUCAUCCAUCAUUGGAGUGCUGACUCCGAAGAAGGACCCUGAGGAUCUUGAUUCUCCAUUGCCCAAGUCCUUCCUUUCAUUAUCAAGGUCUUGCUCCGUGCCUACUGAGGCAGAACAAGAGCAGAGGAAGGCAAGUCUGAUGGCUUUAGCAAGGAGGAGAAUUGAGUCCCCUCGGAGAUUCAGUGGGCAGAGUAAGAAAGAAGUCACCGAGCAGCAAAAAUCUCCAGCUAGAGAACCAAUGCCAACUUCACCGUCCAAAGUAGCUGCCUGGGCUGCUGCUUCUGCUGCCAAGAGCCCUGCCUUGUGUCGUGCCCUUGUUCAGAUCAAGCGGCAGGUCGCUUUGUUUGGAAACACACAACUUGAAGGACAAGAAGGUGCAGCUGCAGAGAAGGUUGCUAGCUGUUCAAAAUCGUUGCCGAUGCAGAAGGAUGCUGAAUCCAAUGUGACGUCGAGGACAAUUUCAAAUGGAAAACAAGAAAAGGUUGAAGAAAGAAAGCUUGAGAAUCAUCCAUCAAAAAGGGUUAAACGUGUGAACAAUGGAUUUCAAGAUAAUGGGAUGGAUGUAAUGAAACAGAUGCCUAGUGUGACAACCACUGGAGAUGGCCCCAAUGGCAAGAGAAUAGAAGGGUUUCUAUACAAGUACAGGAAAGGUCAUGUGAGCAUAGUGUGUGUUUGCCAUGGCAGCUUUCUCUCUCCAGCUGAAUUUGUGAAGCAUGCUGGUGGUAAGGAUGUCCCAAAUCCCAUGAAGCACAUCACUGUCUGUUCCUCUUUUUCCUUUUAGAAGGCAGUGGUGACUUUUGGCUUUGUCACCCUUUCUGAGAAUCUAAGGUAGAAAAUGAGAACAUCUGAAACUUAUAAGCUACCUAUUUUCACUAUUUUGUCUGUUUUUUUCCUUUCGUUGAGAAACUUCCACCUGCUGGUGGAUUUUUUGUUUUUUUAAAAACUUCUCUCUUUUGAGAACUCUUGGACAGAGUGUGUUUAGCUUUUAAUAGAAGAGUAGCUGUUUUUGCUUUGUCUCUCUA
Messenger RNA from Manihot esculenta (cassava), 1521 nucleotides. Its product is annotated as ninja-family protein AFP3. The transcript is spliced from 3 exons. Gene Ontology annotation, biological process: response to abscisic acid; negative regulation of DNA-templated transcription; signal transduction. Gene Ontology annotation, cellular component: nucleus. Lineage: Eukaryota; Viridiplantae; Streptophyta; Magnoliopsida; Malpighiales; Euphorbiaceae. The record is from RefSeq and is a predicted model, not a curated record. Bases 270 to 1280 code for a protein of 336 amino acids.